AUGUGCUACUCAUUUUUAUAUUGUAUCAGGAUAUUUCUUUUUCAUAUUCAAUGUAUAUUUCAAUCUACAUUAACACCCCGUAAAUGUGCAUUUCGAAUAAUUUUGCAGCUUGUUAUUUUUCCGAUACACCGUUUUAAGUAUCUUUUGCAACUUUUCGCGAGGAUUGGCAAAAGUUUAGGACUUGGGGCAACAACACUCAAGGUGGGAAAAGUACAGUUGCGCCAUGAAAAAUUCUUCUUGGCAAUUCUUGAUUGUUAUGUUAAGUUAAACAAUUUAAUGAAACUUUUUGAUCACGAUUUUUGUUUCAAUGACAGUAAUUUCAUUGUUCAAGGUUGA
Molecule: messenger RNA, 336 nt
Organism: Candida dubliniensis CD36
Lineage: Eukaryota; Fungi; Ascomycota; Pichiomycetes; Serinales; Debaryomycetaceae
Exons: 1
Coding region: 1-336 (111 amino acids)
Source: RefSeq, a predicted model, not a curated record